AUGUCAUUUGGAAUAUCGGGCGUUGCUCUUGUCACUGGGGCCGGAAGCGGUAUUGGACGAGACGCUGCCAUUGCCUUUGCCGCCGAGGGAGCCAUCGCGGUAGCCUUUGCCGAUAUCAAUCUCGAAGCUGCCCAGCAAAGUGCGGAUCAGAGCGUCGAAUUUGCGACAAAUCCAGCCUAUUACCCCCUUGCAAUCGAAGUUGAUGUAACAGACCUGGAAAGCGUGGAGCAUAUGGUAGCUCAAGUGGUGGAAACCUUCAAACGAAUCGACUACAGCGUGAACAGUGCUGGAAUCGGAGUACGCGAGCCCAAAAACGUUAUUGAUGCGUCCAUGGAGGAAUUCGAACGAUUCUACCGCAUCAACGUACUGGGCACGAUGAACUGCGUGAAAGCAAUUGGGGGUGCGAUGCGGCAACAAGACCCAUUGAGAAUUCAGGGUCGCAACGGAGAGCGCAAUACGGGCCGUGGUGCCAUUGUGAACCUGGGAUCUGCAAAUUCUUACAUGGCCACUCGCGAUAUUGUGCAAUACACUACUUCGAAACACGCUGUGCUCGGCAUUACCAGGAACGCAGCUCUUGAUCUAGCCAGCGAUGGAGUGCGAGUGAAUACUGUUUGUCCCUCCUGGGUAGAUACCCCGAUGGUUGCCGCGGCUAUGAACGGAAACCCUGCCUUGAGUCCGCUGAUGGAAAGUGUGCUACCAUUUAAACGAAUUGCACAAACUGAGGAGAUUUCCGAUGUUAUCAUAUUUCUAUGUAGUCCUCGAGCUAGCUAUGUUACUGGCAGCGAUUGGGUGGUGGACGGUGGGAUGACGUUGACUUUAAAGACCUAA
Messenger RNA from Penicillium longicatenatum, 828 nucleotides. Its product is annotated as SDR family NAD(P)-dependent oxidoreductase. The record is from RefSeq and is a predicted model, not a curated record. The transcript has 4 exons. Gene Ontology annotation, molecular function: oxidoreductase activity. Lineage: Eukaryota; Fungi; Ascomycota; Eurotiomycetes; Eurotiales; Aspergillaceae. Bases 1 to 828 code for a protein of 275 amino acids.